Acanthocheilonema viteae is the source of this 3633-nucleotide messenger RNA. NCBI's taxonomy places the organism in Eukaryota, Metazoa, Nematoda, Chromadorea, Rhabditida, Onchocercidae. The record is from the annotation of a GenBank genome assembly.
AUGGAACAUGAGGUAGAAAGAGAGCGCACUUUUGAUUACCCUGUGUCAGCCAUAGGAGUGCCGGAUGCUGAAGUUUGUACUGCAUCAACGAAGGCUUGGCUUCCGGAUGUACAAGAUUGCGAUGAUGAAAGCGACAAAUGCACACUGAAAUUAAAACCUGAUGUCGAAACACAGCUGGAAAAAUUGUCUAUAUGGUUUGCUUGGAAUGCAGCUAGUGGCAUACGGUUUGUGAAAAUCCUCUUUACUGAUGGUACUUACGAUACAUUCGAACAGCUUUAUGCGCAUUGCGAUCAACCAUUAACCCUACGACUCACAUCUCCAAAACGUGUCAAAGAGGUCCAAAUUAGGACGAACAACCCAUUUGUAAGUAUUGAUGCUGUACAGUUCGUUUCGUUUCCUUUAAAUCCCUUGUGUUCGCAUUGUUCGCCGUAUCGUUACCGUAUCUAUCGUACACCACCAUUUCCAGAAGGUUUCAAAUCGACAACAAACUAUCAAAUAAUUGAUAGUACAGUUGAAGAGGGCAUCACUUAUACCUAUUCAAUAGCAGUAGAAAGUGGAGGAAUUGAAGGGUUACACUCGCCGAGUACCACGUAUUUUUAUAAUAUGAAUGUAUGCAGUGAUGGCAAACGAAGUACCGAUGAGGAAUGUGAUGAUGGAAAUUUAAAUGAUGGCGAUGCAUCUCCAAGUGUUUGUUAUAUUUACGAAGGAGAUGGUGAAUGUGAACCGUUUGAACGAGAUGGAUACAGUAGAGAUUGCAAAAGUAUUAGUGCAUCAACGCCUCAUUCACAUUAUUAUCCAACUUCCGUUUAUGUCUAUUCGACAAUAUUGCAGAGGAAUUGCUCAUUACAAUUGCUUUCCUCCGCUUCCUUAACUGAAGGCUGUAAUAUCAGAUCAUCUGGUUGGGGUGCGUGUUCACAACUUACGGAAACGGGAGAAGUUUCACUUUAUGCUUCAUUCCCAAGUGAAAUCUUUCCCACUAGUGUCCUGAUAGGCUUUGAGACAGUUCUGUCAAUUGGAUCAAAACCGGUUUUAUCCAUUAUUAGAGUCAAUUUGCAAUAUGUCAACAAAACGAUGAUAAGUUUGGAAGAAAAAGGAAUUCUGUCAUGUGCCCAGAAUCCUUUGGAAGUUGCGAUACCGUACACACUUGUUGACCGAUUGUCAAACGUGGAAGCUAUUCAUCUCUAUAUAUCAAAUCCAUCUCAAAUUGUUAUCACUGCCAUUGUUUUGCAAUCAUCAAGGAUGUUCGACUUGUUGACUCUUCAGAGUUGUGCAGCAGAAAACAAGUACUUCGAUCCGGUGGGUGGUUUUUGUGUGACAAAAGAUUGCCGAUCACUGAGUACUGCUUCAUGUACUCCAUUAAAUAUCCCAAAAUCACAGCGUGAGUGCCACGGUACAGUAUGUACGUAUACAUGCAAUGUCGGAUUUAUAUUCGAGAAUUCGCAAAAAACGGUAAUAGUACAAUGCUUAAAUGGACAAUGGAUUGGAAAUGUGAACUUGGCCUGCCAACCGAUUCACUGUGCAAUUCCGAAAAUUGAGCAUGCUGAGGUUGAUUGUCCAAACGGGAGGAAUUAUCGUGAUCGAUGUACAUUUCGGUGUGGAAAUAAUGCGAUAAUGAUUGGACAAAUAAAUUAUAUCAUUUGUGAAGAAAAUGGUUUAUGGACUGUACCAGAAGCAUUUUGUCAGAUUGUUUGUCCACGUGAAGGAUUAUUAGCGCGUAAUAUUUCGUAUGAUUCAAUCAAUUGCAAAGUAAAACGAAUUUAUGACACGCAUACUUUCUAUCCCGUAAACACCAUAUGCAAACUAAAUUGCCGCCGACAGUAUCGUUCAUCACAAAUGCAAUCAUUACAUACUAGGAUUCGUUUGGUUUGUUCGAAUGACGGUGUUUGGAUUGGUCCAACGUGUAUACCAAUUACUUGUCCAUCACUGAAAAUGGUAUAUAUCGCAUCGUAUAACUGUACAAAUGGUUUUGAGAUUGGUUCCAGUUGUCGGAUCCAGUGUCCUGGAACAACUCAGCAUAGGUACGCGGUAUGUAAGAAGGAUGGCACUUGGUCAAAUCGCUUCCAGUGUCUAUCACCACCAACAACUUGUCAUUCACCACCGAGCAUGCGAGAUAUUCUGUUUACAUGUCCAAGAAGAUUAAGCCCUGGUAUCAUGUGUGCGGUACAGUGUCGUAAGAAAGGUUAUGAUGCAGUGCUAGAAGACAUACAGUCCUUACAAAGCGGUGAAAAUUUACUGGUACUUCGUGCGGUACAUAAUAUAUCAUGCACCAUUUCGUCAACAUUUUAUCCUCAAGUGGAUUCUUUGAGUUGUGUACGUUCUUGUAAUAGGGAAUUCAUGGGUGAUGGUUGGUGUGAUUUUCAAAACAAUCGCGGUUAUUGUGACUGGGAUGGUGGUGACUGCUGCGCAAGUACAGUGCGUGGUGGACGUGUUCGUAUGAUGUUUCCCUCUCUAUGUACUUCGAUUCUUUGUCAAUGUAUUGAUCCAUUUGCCGCGGAGAACACGGCAUCUAGCCUUGGUACCGAUAGUCCCAGCAACGUGUUACGUGAGCGUAAAAACACAAUAAAACGUACAAUUCGAUACGGACAGCAUCACCCGAUCACUGAACCAAUACUGCAUGCAGUUGUUGGUGCUUCUCCAGAUAUGUUCACAAUUUCGUUAGGAGAUGCAGUUUUUCUUUCACAGAAUGACAUACAACUAGAUCGAAAUCGAUAUUCAAGUCAACAUCGACAACAUGACAAUAAAUCGAAAAGUAUAUCAUUAAAAAGCGCCAAAGACUGGGAAACAAUCGAACGAUCUGUGAAAAAUGCCUUGACGAAAAAAGGUGAUGGUAUGAUGAUCGACUCGGAAGAUGAGGAGUUGAUGGAAUUUCACUCCAGUGCAGGUACUAUUGAUUAUGAGAAUGAUCGACCAGGAUCUUCCAUGUCGGACACCACCUCGUCAAUACUUUGCCAAAGUUUGGGGAAUUUCGAUGGCAACAAUAAUGCUGAAGUGGAAGAUACUGUGCUGCCUAUUAUUGAUUUUGCAAGUCAAUCAAGGCUGAUGGCUAGGAUACGCGAUAAUAAACCGAAUCGGAAAGUUCCAUCUCGUUGGGAUGAUGACAAUGAUGAUGGCAUUUUGACUAAGGAUAUGAACGAUCCAAAAGAACAAGUGCUGACGGCAGCUGAAGAUGGUAAUUUGGAAUCGCUUAAGGAUUUGAUUGGCAAUAAUCCAUCACUGCUAUCGGCUCGCGAUGCGGAUGGGUAUACGGCAUUGCAUCGAGCUGCAUACAGUGGACAUACCGAUAUUGUCGGAUACCUGCUAUCAAUUGGAGCCAAUCCGGAAUGGAAUACGAAUGAUGGUUGGACAGUAUUACAUUGCGCAGCAACAUGGUCGAUGUUCGAAGUUGUAGCGUUGUUACUUCGUCAUGGCGUUGAUGUUAACAGUCGGUCGCAUGGCAAUCUUACGCCAUUACAUCUUGCGAUCACAUCAAAUCAGCCGGAGGAUCGUGUCAUUACAACGGUUCGCUAUCUUCUCGAAGCACCAGGUAUUGAUGCUGCAGCAAUAUCGAAUUGUGGUGAUUCACCCUUACGCGUCGCAGGAAGGACGUCGGCCAAAAUUACUGAAAUGCUAAUACGUUAUUUCAGUAAACCUUAA